Chenopodium quinoa (quinoa) is the source of this 612-nucleotide messenger RNA. RefSeq names its product probable apyrase 2. Gene Ontology annotation, biological process: nucleoside diphosphate catabolic process. Bases 1 to 612 code for a protein of 203 amino acids. The transcript is spliced from 6 exons. Gene Ontology annotation, molecular function: nucleoside diphosphate phosphatase activity. Gene Ontology annotation, cellular component: membrane. NCBI's taxonomy places the organism in Eukaryota, Viridiplantae, Streptophyta, Magnoliopsida, Caryophyllales, Amaranthaceae. The record is from RefSeq and is a predicted model, not a curated record.
AUGUGGCGUGGUCAGCUGGUAAAGGAGGGGACCAAAUGGGUUGAUACUUGGCUUGGGGAGCAAGGGAUUGAGUAUGAGGUCAUGGGCUCCAGCUAUACAUAUAAAACUACUGAUAGAUGGUGUCUAAGUGCAUAUGCAAGCAACCCUCAGGUGGAUGCUGCUAAUUCACUAGUUUCUCUCCUAGAGCAAGCAGAAGCUGUUGUUCCCAAGAACUUGCUUGGGAAGACUCCGGUCAGAGUUGGGGCAACCGCAGGUUUGAGGCAACAGGAUGGUGAUGCUCUUGAAAGAAUAUUGCAAGAAGUCAAGGACCUGCUCAAGGAUAAAAGCGAUCUGAAAUCAGAACCAAACUGGGUCACUGUCUUGGAUGGAAACCAGGAAGGUAACUAUAAACUAUCUUUUAGGAAAAUUGGGAAAGAAAACUCAGAUACAGUGGGAGUAGUUGAUCUUGGAGGAGGGUCUGUUCAAAUGGCAUAUGUUGUUUCUGAGAGUGAUGCUACCAAUGCUCCAAAGGUGUCUGAUGGUGAGGAGGCUUAUGUGAGGGAAAUGUAUCAAAAGGGUGUUGUAAUUUUUGUUGUCCUUUUAUUUUUAAUGAAAAGUGUAAAUAUUUCCUAG